Molecule: messenger RNA, 1890 nt
Organism: Drosophila subobscura
Lineage: Eukaryota; Metazoa; Arthropoda; Insecta; Diptera; Drosophilidae
Gene: mmy
Product: UDP-N-acetylhexosamine pyrophosphorylase
Exons: 3
Coding region: 202-1770 (522 amino acids)
Biological process (GO): UDP-N-acetylglucosamine biosynthetic process
Molecular function (GO): UDP-N-acetylglucosamine diphosphorylase activity
Source: RefSeq, a predicted model, not a curated record
AAUUUAUUGAGUUAGCUUUUAAAUAAGUCAGCUUGCGUGCAUGGCCUACAAAAUGAUGGCAUAGGGAGAGCCCAGUGGAAAGCAAGCCAAUUGGUAUAGAGCAGUGCAUGUCCAAGUGCAAGUACAGGUGCAAGUGCCUCCCACAUAAUAUAGGGUGUUUUUCUUCUGUGUCAAGUGUCUCCCACAGCCCAACCCAAAGAAAUGGGUCGCCACAGUUACAAUUUGCUGCAACACCAGCAGACUAAUGUGCGGCGCCAUCGCAAUGGCAGCUUUGGUGCCAACACAAGAAACGCCACACCAGUAAUAGAAACACCAACCAUGACGGAUUACCUGUCGCUGCAGACGCGACUCGCCCAGGUGCACCAGGAGCAUCUGCUGAAGUUUUGGCACGAGCUAACACCAGACGAACGCGCCGAUCUGGUGCGUGACAUCGAGGAAUUGAAUCUGGAUGAGAUCAAACAGUAUUUCGAUCGGGCCACCGUCUCCAUGAACGAGAAUGGCAUCAAGCUGGACGAUCGCCUGCAGCCGAUGCCCGAGGGCAAGGUGAUAUCCAUUGCGCGCACACCCAAGGAGCAGCUGCACGCCUAUCGGGAUGAGGGACUGCGUCAGAUCAGCAAUGGACAUGUCGCUGUGCUGCUUAUGGCAGGUGGACAAGGCACACGACUUGGCUUCGAUCAUCCCAAGGGCAUGUACGAUGUGGGACUGCAGUCGAGGAAAUCUCUGUUCCGAAUCCAAGCCGAGCGCAUUCUUAAGCUGGAGGAGCUGGCACAGGAGGCAAAUGAGAAGCGUGGAAACAUCACCUGGUACAUCAUGACCUCGGAGCACACUGUUCAGCCGACCUACGACUAUUUUGUGGCCAAUAACUUCUUCGGCUUGAAGCCGGAGGAUGUGCUGCUGUUCGAGCAGGGCUCACUGCCGUGCUUCGAAUACGAUGGACGCAUCAUACUGGACGAGAAGCAUCGAGUGGCGCGUGCGCCGGACGGCAACGGUGGCAUCUACAGGGCCAUGAGGCGGCAGGGCAUACUGGAGGAUAUGCAGAAGCGAGGCGUGCUCUACUUGCAUGCCCACAGUGUGGACAAUAUACUGAUCAAGGUGGCCGAUCCCGUCUUUAUUGGCUACUGUGUGCACGAGAAGGCCGAUUGCGCCGCCAAGGUGGUAGAGAAGGCGGCGCCCAAUGAGCCCGUGGGCGUGGUAGCGAUUGUCGAUGGUAAAUACCAGGUGGUGGAGUAUAGCGAGAUCUCCGCCAAGACAGCAGAGAUGCGAAAUUCAGACGGACGUCUGACCUUCAGUGCGGGCAACAUUUGCAAUCACUUUUUCAGCUCUAGCUUCCUGCAGGAUAUCGGCAGCAAGUUCGAGCAGGAGCUGAAGUUGCAUGUGGCCAAGAAGAAGAUCCCCUUUGUAGACAAUGCCGGCAAGCGGCUGACUCCCGACAAGCCUAAUGGCAUCAAGAUCGAAAAGUUUGUGUUCGAUGUGUUCGAGUUUGCCCAGAAGUUUGUGGCCAUGGAAGUGCUGCGUGACGAGGAGUUUAGCGCUCUGAAGAAUGCCGAUGUGGCCGGCAAGGACUGCCCAAGCACCGCCCGCUCGGAUCUGCAUCGCCUGCACAAGAAGUAUAUUGAAACCGCCGGCGGCAUUGUGCACGGUGAUAUCUGUGAGAUCUCACCGUUUAUCACGUACGCCGGGGAGAAUCUCGCCUCGCAGGUCGAGGGCAAAUCGUUCACCAGUCCCGUCUAUCUGCGGGACACACGCGAUCCCCUGCAUGGACAUCUCUGACUCUGCGCAGCAUCGCUAUAUAGACUGAGGAUGAUUCUUUUUUCGUUCUUCCUUAUUUUCGUGUGUGUUUAAACAUGAAUGUUGAAUGAAAUUCCAUAAACUUUCAGUACUUAAAGGAAA